AUGAAUGUGGUGAAAAGACAGACCCUUGGUAGACCAUUAAAACCACAUAAAAAUAAUGAUUUGGUACGUCGUGAUUGCUCAUAUGGUAUUCGCACUGCUAUAACAAAACCACCGAUGUUGUCUAAAACGCUCCAAGCGACACGCGCGAUUACAAAUGCACCCAGAUACCGAUUUGAGAAGAAUUGUGAACAAGAAAAACAAAAAUUAUCUAUGGGUCCUCCACCAAGGAUUCCACCUAACGUAAAGCGUAGAUUGAUGCUGUCAAGUUCAAGAUUAGAUUCAACAACGAGUUCUCUUCUCGCACCCCGUAUAUUGGCGAACGACUCGGCUGCAGUUGAUUCCUUCUCCACUCCUAAGAAUAGACCCACGGCACUUAGAUAUAUUAGUAGUAGUAGUAGAGGGGGUUACAGCGGUACUAGAUCGUUAAGAUCUGCCAGCACAUCCAUGGUAGAAGCUAGCGUUAUAUUGGCGAUCUCUGAAGGCCGCGGAAUGGCUCGCGGUGAAAUUGGAAUGGCUGCGAUCGACUUACGUCACCCACAUUUAGUUCUUUGCCAGUUCAGCGAUACACUUCUGUAUACGCAUGCUUUAACGAAGAUCAAUUAUUUUAAUCCUAUUGAGAUUAUUGUGCCACACACAUUUUGCGAAGGAGUACAGCCAAGUCAGCUAUACCAACUUAUCAAAGACCAAUAUCCAUUAGUGAACGUGACAGCAGUUCAAAGAAGACAUUUCAAUGACUCAAAUGGGCGUCAACAAAUUCAGUCCCUCUGUGCCCCUCAGUACAGCGCAGUUUAUCUUCAAGUGCUUCAAAAAUUCUAUGCACUAACUGCUGCAGCAGCCGUACUCAAAUAUGUAGAAUAUAUUCAAUGCAUAGUGUUUGCGAGAGAAUCUUUGAAAAUUGAGUAUCAUUCUUCUGAAGAUACCAUGAUAAUUGAUGUCGGUACAGCAACUCAAUUGGAGCUCGUUCAGCCUUUAGUCCCAUCAGCUGGACCCACUUGUUGCUUACUUGGUGUCCUUGGUCCCACAUAUACUAUAGGUGGUAUACGAGCAUUAAGAGCAGCUAUACUACAACCGUCGUGUAAGAGAGAGUUUAUUGAAGCAAGAUUGGAUGCAGUUGAGGAACUUAUGGUCAAUGAUGGUGGAAUGAUGACGAGUUUACAAGAUAUUAUAAAGAAGUUGUCAGAAAUCGAUAAAAUCCUACUGCUAUGCAUUGAAACUCAAAAUCAACAAAUGGAUAAGUUCGGGGAAGCCCAACUUAAUCAAACGCUUCUCUUAAAAACUACAAUGGACGUGGUUCCCAACUUAGUAGAUGCGCUGAAGUUAGCUGAAAGUGGUCGAUUGAGGAAAAUUAAGAUGGACUUUGAAAACCCCCACUACAAAGAAAUAUCAACGCGUAUACGUGAAAUAUUAUUAGACGAUGCUCAUCUCGAAAAGGGAGCGAUGGGCAGCAUGCAAAGAUGCUUCGCGAUAAAGCCAGAUAUAAAUGGCCUAUUAGAUGUAGCUAGGCGAACUUAUUCCGAACUUAUUGAUGACAUACAAAAGAUUGUUGAACAGUUGAGCGAGACUUAUGACUUGCCAAUAAGAUUGAACCAGAACAUUAUGAAGGGUUUUCACAUUGUACUACCCGUAGCUCCUAAGAAUCGAAGAGAUUUUAACGUAUCUGACUUACCUUCGGUUUUUAUACAGGUACAAUUUAACGGCGCCAGUGUCACAAUGACUACUGAGGAAUUAGUAGUUAUUGAUCACCAAGCUAAAGAAGCUCUGAAUGAAAUACAGAAAAUGAGUAACAUUGUUAUUUCUGCUUUAUUAAAAGACUUACGACCGUACAUGGCCAGUCUUUACAAGCUCUGUGAAAAUGUUGCCGAAUUGGAUAUCAUAAUCGCUUUGACACAGAUAAGUACAGUUGGAUCGUACAUACGACCAGAAUUCAGCGAUUAUAUGGAUAUUAGAAAUAGUGUUCAUCCGCUCUUAGACUACAAUAGCCAAGUGAUGCCUGUCUCUAACGAUAUUUUCGCAAGUCCCGAACACAAUUUUACUAUUAUAACAGGGCCAAAUAUGGGUGGCAAAAGUAUUUACAUCAAGCAGAUAGCUAUAAUGCAAGUCAUGGCGCAAUUGGGUUGUUAUCUCCCAGCAACAAGUGGAAUUUUGCGUAUUUGCGAUCGUCUUUUCUCCAGGAUCGGAUUUAACGACAGUGUUGAGUUAAACGCGUCUACAUAUGUUAUUGAGAUGAAGGAGAUCCAACAUAUACUGAAGGGAUUAACUCGAGCAAGUCUAGUUAUUAUAGACGAGUUGUGCAGGGGUACAUGUGUAGAAGAAGGAACUAGUAUUGCUUGGGCUAUAUGCGAAGAACUAAUACUAAGUGAUGCGUUCACAUUUUUCACAACACACUUCUUAUACUUGACGAAAUUGGAAGAUCUGUAUUACAACGUAGUGAAUCGCCAUACUACAGUAUCACAGGAGGAAUAUGGUACAGAAAACGCACUUAAAAGACUUAUCUAUACUCAUAAAAUUGAACUAGGAACGAAUGCCAUCGACCAUUAUGGCCUAGCUUUAGCUGCAAAGACUAGCCUUCCAGAAGAAACAGUAAAUUUAGCUAAAGAACUAGCUGAAUUCAUUACAAGACAAAGAAAGCCAGAACGAAAGACGAUACAAGAAAAAAGCAACGAUCGUUUACUUUAUGAAUUCAACGCAAAAUUAGCUCAAGAUCGACGCCAUAAUCAAAACUCUACUGCAAUACAAAAAACGGUAGAUGCCUUCAAGGCCGACAAUCCCCAGAUUCUAGAAUACAUACGUCAUGAAAAAUCAAAUUCUGGAAUGAAUAAUAUUAGUUCGAUUACAAAUCUACACACAACAGAUACUUCUAAAUAUGCUGAUAAAGUUUCUAAAAGUAAUAUUUUUGAGGAAACACGUAACGAUUCAAGCUUUGUUAUCAAUAAUAAUCUCACCAUUAAUAACAGCAUACAUGAGAUUAACGAAAUUAAAAAAUUUAAAGCAGUAAAAUCAUCGACAGAAUUGCUCAAUACCUGUUUUUCAAAAAUGCCUCGUAAUACUUUAAAUGAUAAUCAUUCUGUUAUUGAUAUUGAUAAGGAAGAAAACAUACAAAACGACAUAAGUGAUAUCGGGAUUAUAGCUGUCAAUCGAGAACAAAAAAUGUUAGAGAAAAGUGUAUCUAUAUUAAAUGAUACAGAGCUUUCUGAUAAAAAAAUAACAAAUUCGCCAAAUGAUGAAUUAGAAAUAUGUCGUUCAAACACGGAUGACAGCGACUCCGAAUUGGCACAAGCGCUCACGCAAGUCAUAACUGAAAAUUCAGACUGCGAAAGUAGCGACAUCUUAUCUAUCGAUCGAGAACUAAUGAGAGAAACUGUUCAAGAGAUAAACGAUUUUAUUGAUUUAGAACAUAGUGUUCUAACACCACCUAAUGGUUUUCGUGAUGAUGAGUAG
This is a messenger RNA of Leptosia nina, 3438 nucleotides long. The record is from the annotation of a GenBank genome assembly. Lineage: Eukaryota; Metazoa; Arthropoda; Insecta; Lepidoptera; Pieridae.